Molecule: messenger RNA, 1818 nt
Organism: Miscanthus lutarioriparius
Lineage: Eukaryota; Viridiplantae; Streptophyta; Magnoliopsida; Poales; Poaceae
Source: the annotation of a GenBank genome assembly
AUGGCAGGGCAAGCAGGGAACCCAGUAAACCACCCUAUAAGUCCCCACGUGAUAGGUGGCGCUUUUGUUCAGCAAUAUUAUCAAAUUCUACAUGAGCAACCAGAUCAAGUGCACAAGUUUUACCAAGAUUCAAGUAUUCUUGGUCGACCAGAUUCCAAUGGAACUAUGGUGUAUGUAAGCACUAUGAGUGCCAUUAAUGAAAAAAUUAUGGCUAUGGACGUCAGGAACUGCUUAACAGAGAUAGAGACUGCAGAUGCACAGUUAUCUCACAAGGACGGGGUGCUCAUUGUUGUUACUGGAUCCUUGACUUCAGAAGAAGGCGUUUUUCGUAGGUUUACCCAGUCGUUCUUCCUAGCACCACAAGAAAGUGGUGGCUAUUUUGUUCUCACUGAUAUAUUUAGGUUUAUUUUGGAAAGGAAACCAGCUGAGAUAAUUCAAGUUGCUACUCAAGAAAAUGAAAUCAGUCAGAAUGGUAGACCUGCAUCUGAAACAUGCUCAGCAUUACCAGAACCUAUUCCAGCUGACAGGAAUGUGAUCUCAGACCAUGUGACAGCUGAGAGUAAUGUUACAGAGAGGCAAAUUAGUGAUCGCUCUGCUAAUGGGACUGCCAUUGAAAAUAAUGUUAAAACCCAGCCACCUGUGCAAGUGCCCAAAGAGGAUCCCAAAAAGGCCCUAGUUGCUGCUCGUCCCCCUCCUCCAACUCAGACAGAUGUUACUAAGAAAUCUUAUGCAUCCAUUGUCAAGGUCAUGAAGGAGGGCCCACCGACUCCCCCAGUUGCCAAAACAACGUCGUCAGUUUCCAAACAGAAGCCAGCUCCUAAACCAGUGUCCAAGGCUGUCGAAGGUCCGGAAAAACCAUCCGUGAAACCUACCCAGGCUAUUGAAACUGGUGAUGGGAUUGUUGCUCAAAACAAUUCUUCUCGCAAUGAGCAAGGCUAUUCAAUUUUCGUCAAGAAUUUGCCUUACCAUGCCAAUAUUGAAAUGGUUGAGGAGGAAUUUAAGAAAUUUGGUACUAUAAAGCCAGGUGGUGUCCAAGUCCGGCACAAUAAGGUCGAUCGUUAUGUUUUUGGUUUUGUGGAGUACGAGUCCCAGCAGUCUAUGCAAGCAGCAAUUGAGGCCCUGUACAAUGGUGUAGGUGGUCGUUUCCAAUCUGGCAGGGGAGUGUACCAUGGUGAUAACUUCAGAGGGCGAGGAAGUGGCUAUGUGGACAAUGCCAACUACAGAAGCAGCGACAACUUCAACCGCCGGAAUGAAGGGGAGAUGUACAACCGCAGGAAUGAAGGGGAGUUCUACAACCGCAGGAAUGAUGGUGGCGAGAACUAUAUCCGCAGGAACGAUGGUGGUGAGAACUACAACCGGCGGAACGACGGUGGUGAGAACUACAACCGGCGGAAUGACGGCGGCGAGAACUAUAACCGCAGAAACGACGGCGGCGAGAACUACAACCGCAGGAACGACGGUGGCAGCGAGAACUACAACCGCAGGAACGAUGGCGGCGGCGAGAACUACAACCGCAGGAACGACGGUGGCGGCGAGAACUUCAACCGCAGGAAUGAUGGCGGCGAGAACUUCAACCGCAGGAACGACGGUGGCGGUGAUAACUUCAACCGCAGGAACGACGGUGGUGAGAACUUCAACCGUAGGAACAACUUCAGAAAUCAGAAUGAGUUACCUGGACGAGGACGGGGGCCACCUCCACCAGGGAACAGUUACCACCAGAACGGGAAUGGUGUCCACCCAUCUCGACCCUACCAGAAUGGGAAUGGGAGGUUCAGUCGCGUGAACAAUGGCCCUAAGCAAACUCCUGUUGCUGCGUAG